Molecule: messenger RNA, 2715 nt
Organism: Sphaerodactylus townsendi
Lineage: Eukaryota; Metazoa; Chordata; Lepidosauria; Squamata; Sphaerodactylidae
Gene: CENPT
Product: centromere protein T
Exons: 13
Coding region: 120-2450 (776 amino acids)
Biological process (GO): mitotic cell cycle; chromosome segregation; kinetochore assembly
Cellular component (GO): kinetochore
Molecular function (GO): DNA binding; protein heterodimerization activity
Source: RefSeq, a predicted model, not a curated record
UCUGAGCGGGAGAGAGAAAGCUUUUAACCGUCCGGCCUUCGGUCCGCCUUGUUUCUGUCAGGGCUGCGUAACUGUCACCGCCGUUGCUUCAGGCGGCCGUCCGGGGAGGCAGAAGAGUCAUGGCCGCUCGCAGGAAGUCCCGCGGGCCCGUGGAACAGCCGAAGAGGCGUUCCCUGCGGCUGGCGAAGGGCAGUUUCCGUGAUUAUCAAAAAUCCAGUGCUCUGGAUAUGGUGACACCUCGAACUUUAUUCCGGAAAGUCUUGCAGACCCAACCAGUAGUUUCCCCUCUUGUUCCUGAAAAAACUGAUUCCCCCAAACCAGUGGAGACCGUAUUCCAGUUUCCUUCUGUAUUUCCUUCAAGGAAAGCUAAUGAUAGCGACCUAGAUAUAAGUUUGACUGUCCCUAUUCCUGAAGAGACAUUUCGGCCUAAUCUGCUCAAACGUGGGAAUUCAAAGAAAGUCAGGCUGUCUGAGUUUGAGAGAGCUGUGGAUAAGCACCUCCCAUCUACUACAGCUACGUCAUUCUUGGACAACACAUCUCUGACUAGAUCUCUUCAGGUCACUCUUGGAACCCCAGUAACACCGACACCUGAUUUAAAAAGAGGCUUAAUCCGUAGGCGUAAGAGUUUCAAAGGCAUUAACCUGACAACUUUUGAAGGAGGAAUGGAACAAAACUUAAUGCAAAUAAAAGACUCGAAAAACCACCAUGUGGACUUGCAAGUUUCAGUUCUGUCAGAUGCUUCAGCCAACACAGAACUCUUUGUCCAGCCUCAGCUCAGUGGCCAAAGCAGGGUAGGGGUUCCUGUUCUCCCAUCUCAGCCUACCUCUCCCAGAAAAUCUUUAUCCCAAAGGACUGUGCUAUCCUCUGCCAAAGACCUAAAGACACCACAGCAAUGUGCAGAGUCUGAUAUAGAUGCUGACAUGACUUCGCAGGACCAAGAAGACAUUUUGAUGCCAAGGACUGAAUAUAUUGAUGGCACAGAAGGUAUGCCUGAAGGAAAAGUGGGUAGUCCAAGGGAAGAACAACAAGAGAGUGAGCUGGCCGAUGAGGGAGGAAUGAUAGGCAAUAACCUGAAAGAGACAUUAACACCAGGCACUGAACAAACUACUGAGAUGGAUAUUGUGCCCCAGCAAAGGACACUGUCUCUGGGGAGAAAGCAUCAAGAAGGCCUGCAUGGAGACUAUCUCAUGGAACUUCAAGAAGGCCUUCGCGGAGACCUUCUCAUGGAGCCUGAAGAGAGCCUGCACGGACACCAUCUCAUGAAGCUUCAAGAGGGCCUGCAUGAAGACCCUCUCAUGGAGCUUCAAGAAGGCCUUCAUGGAGACCUUCUCAUGGAGCCUGAAGAGAGCCUGCACGGACACCAUCUCAUGGAGUUUCAAGAGGGCCUGCACGAAGACCAUCUCAUGGAGCUUCAAGAGAGCCUGCCCAGAAACCGUCUCAUUGAGCUUCAAGAGAGUCUGCACGGACACCAUCUCAUGGAGGUGCAUUCAAGUCCUGGAGAGCAUCUGUUGAGUGAUAUUUCAACACCUGUUGAUACCGAACUUCCAGCUUCACCCGCAGGUGGCCUGCAUGCCUUUCUGCAGUACAAGCCUGCCAAGCACUCAGUGAAAGAAAUGGUGGAGCACAUAAUCGAGGAGCUGGACAGAACCAUCACUCCGCAUGUGGUGGAUCAGGGUGCAUCGGAAGCUGACCUGGAAGAAGAGCCUUCCUCCAGCAAAGGGGCUACUCGGCUCUCUCAAAGGACUGAAGCUAGGACUCCAAAGAGGAGUGUCAGCAGACCGGAGGCUGAGCAGUUAGAGAGCGAAACUGUGGGCGAGGGGAUUCAGCAGUCUGCUGGUGGAAGUAAACCAAGAGAAGCGUCAGACCUGGAAAGUGAAGCAGAUUUGCUGUCCGACAUUGAAUCCGAAGUUGAGGAUGUGUCAGAGGCUGGAACAGACUCUGAGAAUAAUGAGCCACCUGUGAAGACGCCAGCCUUUGUGCGUGCAAAAGCCUUCCAGUGUUCCCCAUUGCUGUCCAGUCCACGCACUCUGAAUGCAGCUGCCUCCAAGCCUGCUUCUGAAGAGCUGCCAAAGGACCAAGUUCCAAGAGAAUCCAAGAAGGCACGCAGAGAGAAAAAAUGUCAGCUGGGACUCUCCAGCAGCUGGGUGAAAAAGAUGUUCAGUCAUUAUGCAAGGAUGCCAGUGGCCAAGGAUGCUUUUCAGGCUGUGGAGAGGUGUGUCAGCAUGUACUUCAAGCGUCUGUGUGACGACCUGGAAGCCUACACAGAUCAUGCUAGAAGGAAAACAGUCUUGUUGGCCGACAUGGAGCUUCUCAUGAGAAGGCAAGGGCUGGUAACUGACAAGAUUCCUUUAAAUGUCCUGAUAGAGCAUCACUUACCACUGGAAUAUCGGAAGUUGCUCAUUCCUGUUGCUACCAGUGGAAACAAAGUCGUCCCACACAACAUACGAUGAGAUUUUGGCGAAGAGUCUGAUAUUAGAGGCAGAUCAGACCCCAUUUAGUGAAUGAAAUGCAGGUGAGAACCAACUUGGAGAUGGGAAUCGGUGUCAGCAGAGCACUACCAGCAAACUUGGCUAUACUUAGAGAUGUUGAAAAACCUCAGCUUUGUGAGUAAUUUCUGUGACUUCUGUUGUGUAUACCUCGAGAUCUGUGCUACACAAGCCAUUUCCUUUGCUUACCUGUACUGUGGUUGUAAAUAAAAUGUUGUUUUGUAGAGCA